Messenger RNA from Petromyzon marinus (sea lamprey), 926 nucleotides. The record is from RefSeq and is a predicted model, not a curated record. NCBI's taxonomy places the organism in Eukaryota, Metazoa, Chordata, Hyperoartia, Petromyzontiformes, Petromyzontidae.
ACUUGGCACAACCCACUUCCUCCUCCCCCCCACCAUCAUAACAUAAAACGCGGGCGAUGUUUGUCGAAGGGAGUUCGAUUUGAGUGAGUUCGCAACGCAGCGAAGUUUACAAAAAAAAAAAUUCCUCGGUUGUUAUCACAGCCACCUGAAUUAAGCAUCCGCGGAAACGCGACGAACGGACGGGAGUUUACCUCACGGAAGUUGUCAUUUUUUUGUUGUUGUUGUUUUAAGAAUAUUUUUUUUUCGUUAUUUGCUGCCUACGUGAUGGUGGGUGGAGUUGGUUGGUGUCAAUGGACCGUUGCAUCGUGUCGUUCGCUAGCGAAAGCCGAACCGGUUGGAGUUUAAGAGAGCACAGCAGCAGGAGGAGUUCAUCGCCAGCGCCGUCUCCGCUGCUGCGCCUCUCCCACUCCCUCGCGCAGCUGCCACUGCUGCUGGGCACCGCCAGCGCCUGGCAGCAGCAGCAGCAGGGGCAGCAGCAGGGGCACGCAAGGGGCUGCCUGCCUGGGCCAUUGCAACUCCACUUCGGUGAUGGUGGCGAUGGCGACGGUGACGGUGUUGGGGCCGGCGGCGAUGGUGCUGGGGUGACGAUGUGGGAUUGUGGGGUGCAGACUGAGGAGGAUGGCGAUGAUGGGGUGGUGGUGUUGGUGGCGAUGGAGGAGGAGGAGGAGGAGAGUUACCCAGACGAGGGUUCAAACAACGCGGCCGAAAUCCACCCGGCAGCUCGCACGUCGCCGCCAUCGCCGCCAAGCCCAUCGCCACCGCCAUCGUCAUCAUCACCUUCACCUUCAUCAUCGUCACCGCUACCCAGACCACCGCCAGCAUCAUCACCAUCACCUUCAUCAUCGUCACCGCUACCCAGACCACCGACCACCGCCAGCACCGCCGUCGUUGGAGAGGGGUUUGGGGAGGACCCCCAGAGUCUCUGA